GGGUAGCUUUGUACUGGAUUUACACGGGAAGAAGAGAGAGCCUCCGGAAAUACCGCAAUAGCUCACAUGACUGGGGCUACGUCUGAGAGGGUGUGGGGUGGCAGGUAAGGGGAAUCGUAAUAGAUAAGUCUUCAGAUCCACGACGGUACGAAAUAAUUGUAUGUUCGCAUAUGUCAUCAUACCCCUGUUGGAUCGCCUGAGCAGAUUCAGGUUCAUGUCAGCCCCAGAUCAGGCUGAGACUGACAUUAGUGGGCAGUAGAACAGAUAUCGCCGCAUUGAGCAAAUACACGUCAUACUCCCAGUACUAAAAUGCUGCAAAGUGAUUCUCAAUGCGACAGACGAGAUAUCCGUCCGAUCAUGUGGCAGCUGCUGUACUUGAAGACCACAAGGAGAGGGGGCGAACAAAAGCCACGAGAAAGGUCACCAGGGAGCCUCGCCGGCAAGUCGAGACCGAUGUAAGAGUAAGAGAAAUAGAGCAAGAUCAUCGGAUGAGCGGAUGCAUAGCAGGCGUAUGACCCAAUUCACGGACAACCGGGCUGAAACACGAGCGCUAGUCCGGAAUCGGGUAUAAAACGGACCAUAGCAUUGAGGAGUAGAGUGAAGGCUGGCAAGAAGGUAGCAGGCCAGAUACAAUAGUGCGAGAAGACGGACUCGUCAGGAACGAAGGUUUGCGAAGGGAAGGCUGAGAGCAGAAGUGGUAUAAAAAUAGAAAAGUGCACGGUCAAGAGCGACUGUGCUUCCGAUGCCACCCUUCACAGCGUUACCGCACUGGGCUGGGAAUGACACAGUCACAUCUCUAUGGUGUUAACAGUGCCAUCUGCAUUUGAGAGGAUACUUAUCCGGUGUAAUUUCCGAAAGCUCGUGCCAUAAAGAGGCUAGGUUAAGCAAGGAUCUUAUGCCCACGAGUUUGCUGCAUGACGUCGGCGGUGCCAUCCAACACAUUCGUGCUUAAUCCAAGUCAGUAUUCUGAUAGACAUAUGUUCCGGUGACCUUGAACAUAGAAGUGAGUGUUCCUUAGUACCUUGAUCUUUACCGUACUCGCCAACCUC
Serpula lacrymans var. lacrymans S7.9 is the source of this 1049-nucleotide messenger RNA. RefSeq lists its product as uncharacterized. The transcript is spliced from 3 exons. The record is from RefSeq and is a predicted model, not a curated record. NCBI's taxonomy places the organism in Eukaryota, Fungi, Basidiomycota, Agaricomycetes, Boletales, Serpulaceae. Bases 330 to 515 code for a protein of 61 amino acids.